Messenger RNA from Staurois parvus, 1575 nucleotides. The record is from the annotation of a GenBank genome assembly. Lineage: Eukaryota; Metazoa; Chordata; Amphibia; Anura; Ranidae.
AUGAUGAUGUGUGAUGUACUUUGCAGGAUUUCCAGUCAUAGGAGAUCAGAUCACAUAUUAGUUUGUCUCUUACAGAUGGUGAAGGGAACCAAUGUGUACGGCAUCCUGCGGGCCCCUCGUUCUGCCAGCACGGAGUCCCUGGUGCUCAGCGUACCCUGCAGUGAGGGGCAGAAUAACAACCAGGCUGUGGGGCUCCUCCUAUCUCUGGCAUCCUACUUCAGAGGGCAAAUCUACUGGGCCAAGGACAUCAUCUUCCUGGUGAAUGAACAUGACCUGAUCGGGAUGGAGGCGUGGCUGGAGGGCUACCAUGAUGUCAAUGUCACAGAGAUAAAGUCGUCGGUGAUGAUGGGACGGGCGGGCGGGCGCCAUUCAGGCAGCCAUAUCCCUGGAGAUGAGCAGUGAUGUCAUCACCAGCUUUGAUGUCGUGGUUGAGGGACUCAAUGGACAGUUGCCCAACCUGGACAUGGUGAACCUGUUCCUCGCCUUCUGCCAGAAGAACCAGCUGCUGUGUACCAUCCAAGGCAAACUGCAGCGGAACGACUUUGACAGUUUGCCGGCUCACAUCCACAACCUGCAUAGGAAUGUUCUGAUCUGUGGUUCUUGACAAGCAGGGCUCCAGACGAUGGCCGGCCACAAGGGGACCACGGCCUCUUCCUCCGAUAUCACAUCGAAGCCAUCACCCUGCGUGGCAUCAACAGCUUCCGCCAAUACAAAUACGACAUGGUCACCAUUGGACAGACCAUGGAAGGAAUGUUCCGCAAACUGAACAAUUUAUCGGAGCGGCUCCACCAGUCCUACUUCUUCUACCUGCUGCCCUCCCUCUCCCGCUUCGUGUCCAUCGGGAUCUACAUGCCGGCCAUCGGCUUCAUCAUCCUCAUCCUGAUCCUCCGCGCUCUGGAUCUGUGGAUUAAGCUGAGUCGAUCGGAGGCCGUGGCCGAGGACGGGGACGGGGACAUAGAGCAGGACACCCGGCCCAGCAUCCUGUCUCUGGCCACGCCCCUUGUCAUCAGCCACGCCACCGGCCUCAGCCUGUACUACAUCCCGGUGCUGAGCCAGGAGAUGGCCACCGAUCACUUCCCGGUAUCCGAAUCCGAGGCCGUGGUGCUGAUCGCCAUCGCCAUAUACGUGGCUGGGCUGGCGCUGCCCCACAACACGCACAGGGUCCUGACUGGCACCGGCUCGGACCAGGGAUGGAUGACCCUCAAACUCAUCUCCCUCUUAUAUCUGGCUGUCCAGUUGGGAUGUAUCGCCGUCAUCAACUUCUCCCUGGGCUUCAUCCUGGCCGUCACUCUUGUACCCGUGGCUGCCGUGGUCCAACCUGUGGGGCCUAGGUUUUUUUAUGCACUUCUUCUAGUCCUGGUGACACCGGCCACCACCCUCCUUGGCAGCAUCUUCCUCUACAGGGAACUGAUCGAAUACCCCGUCAGCUUGUUAGAAUGCUGGCAGAUCUUCCUGCAGUCCAUCGCGGGGGGCAUGCUGGACCAUUACCUUUACGGAUCCUUGCUCUUCCCCUUCAUCGCAUUCUUCGUGUACCCAUGUUGGCUGCAGCUGUGGAACGUGGUGUUCUGGAAGUGA